AUCCAUAUUCUCACUUCCCCUCACCCCCUGGGUUCCUCUUGAACGCCAUGGCUCCGAACUUCCCUCCCGACACUGCUGGCCCGGACGCAGUCCGUGCCUACAUCGCGCGAGUCCUCGUCAAAAGAUACGAUGCAUCCCCCGAGCUCGCAGAAAAAUUGGCCAGCUGUUGGCAGCUAGGCCGGGGGUCUGAGCUCCGUGCUGCAUCGUUGAACCAUCUGCAAAGCGACUUUGGGAAUGAGGCUGGCCUGUGCCUUCACCGCGCCAUUCGGGAGGAUAUUAUUGAUGACUGGCAGGAAACAACAGCAGCGGCAUUCACCAUCUGGCUCGCAUCUACCGCUACCGUCAUCCAUACCGUGGUUCUCGUUUUGUUUUUCUUGCCCGAAUUGAGAUUCCAAUCUGCUUGCGAACGUAUCAAGCUGGCGAGGUCGCCCGCGUCGUGGUUGUUCUUCGGUGUCGCCAUGUUGAACUAUGCCUUCCAAAGACGACGUCACGAAAAUUUGACCUCUGUCCCAAUAGCGAUUGCUGCGGGGGUUAUCAGUAUUGGGGUAGGGGUUCAGAUGUUUACUCCCUAGAUGCAUAUAAGCCGCCAUUAUAGAGCCCCUUUCUUUCUAUAUCAUAGGAUAUCAAGGAACGCGGGGUUGGCAUAUUGGACGCCGGAUACCUUCUCAUACCAGGGACAUCUGCAUCAUUUACUCCAGUACCAUAUACCCAUGUACAUUCGAUGAAUGGAGUAUUGAAUAUUGCACAUCCUCUUGACCUGCCUGAGACCUGCCUAGACAUCAAUGAACAUGCUGAUAGUACAUGAAAC
Molecule: messenger RNA, 808 nt
Organism: Aspergillus sclerotioniger CBS 115572
Lineage: Eukaryota; Fungi; Ascomycota; Eurotiomycetes; Eurotiales; Aspergillaceae
Exons: 3
Coding region: 48-572 (174 amino acids)
Source: RefSeq, a predicted model, not a curated record